Molecule: messenger RNA, 1068 nt
Organism: Selaginella moellendorffii
Lineage: Eukaryota; Viridiplantae; Streptophyta; Lycopodiopsida; Selaginellales; Selaginellaceae
Product: pentatricopeptide repeat-containing protein At2g13600
Exons: 1
Coding region: 1-1068 (355 amino acids)
Biological process (GO): RNA modification
Molecular function (GO): protein binding; RNA binding
Source: RefSeq, a predicted model, not a curated record
AUGGAGCAGCGAGACACGAGUUCGUGGAGCUCGAUCAUCGCGGCCUAUGCCCAGCUCGGUCACUGCGAGGAAUCACUUGCGCUGUUCUGGCAGAUCGACACAACACCCGGCCGCGCGACGUUCCUCGCAGCUCUCGAUGCGUGCUCGGGCCUCUCGAGCCUCUCCCACUGCCGCCAAGUUCACGCAGCGGCGGAUCACACUGGCUGGAUCUCCGAUCUCGCCGUGGCGACUUCACUGGUGGCGAGCUAUGGAAAAUGCAAGGGAGUGGAGGAAUCCAAGGCAGUGUUUGAUCGCAUCGAGCACCCAUCCACUGUCUCGUGGAACUCUUUGCUAAGAUCAUAUGCCCAAAACGGGCAUCUCGCCAAGGCCGCGAGUUUCCUCGAGGAAACCAUUCCUUCUCCAGACGUGGUCUCGUUUAACACGCUCGCGGCGGCUUAUAUCCAGCACGGGAGAGUGAACGAGGCUCUGGAGAUUCUCACGAAAAGGAUGCCCUGCUGGGACAGCUUCUCGCACAACACAGCUAUGGUGGCGCAUGCCCAAGCCGGGCAUAUCCACAAAGUGAAGGAAGUCUUUGAGAAAAUGGAGGAGCCAAGCACGGUCUCGUGGAACACCUUGAUUUGUAUCUUCGUCCAAGCCGGGGAAUGCGAGAGUGCUGCUCGGCUCUUUCACCAAAUGGAUCUGGAAGGCACCCAAGCGGACAAGGUGAGUUUCUUGGCUGUUCUUGACGCCCUUGGGAGGAUCACCGCUCUCCAAAAGGGAAAGCUUGUGCAUGGUGAGCUCCAUCACUCUAGGUUUCAAUCCGACGUGAUGACAAACAAUGCCGUCGUCAACUUUUAUGGGAGGUGUGGAUGCCUUCGAGGGGCAAAGGUGGCGUUUGAGGCAACGACAAGGCAGGACGUGGUUUCAUGGAAUGGAAUCAUCUCGGUGUAUGCGAACAAUGGUCAUUUUGAGGAGACUUUUGAUCUCUUCUGGAGGAUGAAGGAUUUCUUGUUCAAGCUCCCUAAGAAUACUUUAACUCUGGUCAUGCAAUCUUGGGUCGUGGGCCGAAUGGGAUCGCGGCAACAUUGA